AAUCUGUAUUGGCAAAUGUUUGGAAAAUUACAUAUUCAAACAAUUAAUAUCUAGGGGCAUAUGUAUCAGUGUAGAGGUUCAUCUCUAAAAAAAAGUUUAAUUUGCUGCAGUUUCAUUGACUAAACAUUUACAUGAAUCAAUAUUCUGAUAUCAGCAUUUAAUCAAAUGAAAGUUAAAGGUUCUGUUUAGAAUGAAGUUGAAUUCACCUAAACCCAUGAAAUCUGAAGGUGUGCAGAAGAUUGCUGAAAAAUAUGAGUUCAACAUAUAGAUUUGAUCUGAAUGUUGCCCUGUUGUUGAUUUUUGUUUAGAUCUUUCUGUAUGUUGACUAUCGAUUGCAUAACAUUGCAUGCAAAUGUCUAUGGAAGCUCGACUUUGAUCUCCAACUAAAUGAUCAAACAAAGCAUGGACGCAUUAGUUUAAAUUUUGCCUUCAAAACUGAGACUUCUGGAGCUUAUUUCCCGCAACAUCCAGUGUUCCAUAUAAGGCAUGUCCCAGGUGAGCUCCUCCCUACAACACUUUUGGGCGUCUUACGGCUGCACAGGUGCUGCUGCAUGGAUCCGUUUUUUCGAGCACAACGAAAUGUAAGCCUAUUCGCAAUUGAUAUGGGGGGACGUAAAUUGACCCUGGAGGGUCAGACAAGAGGAAAUCCCAACACUUUCCCCUUCGGUUUGGAUGAAUUUUGCGUCGAUUCGGUCACUACCUGCUUCUCUCAUAACGCAGACAAACGUUGCGUCCCCAUCGGUCUCAGCCUUCUAUCUGCGCUGUUUUUACUGCUGUCAUGCUUUCUCUUCGUGUAUCAGAGGUGCACAUUUCGAGGAGAAAAUCCAGGAGGAACCAUCACUUUCCUCUACAGCUUCCUCGGUAACCUGUGCAGCACAAUCGGAGCCAUUCUGUCCAGACAGCUGCAUAUUCAGGUUUUGAUGGGUGCUUUUGCUGCUGCUAUGGAUGCUGUUAGUUUUAUUUCUUGCUGCUGCCAUGUGCUCCUGAACUGGAACUCAAAGGCAGGCAGGAGGCUGAGGAUGAUGAGAGGGCGGAGGAGGCAGCACCUCCUUGCCGUGUGUGUGCUGAUGGUAGUUGCGGGAGGCUUUUUGAAAUCCAGGGUGACCCAUUUACCAGCAGUGAGGCCUCUCAUUGGCAGGAGGAGACUGCUGCAUGCCACCCUCCAAGACAACACUGAAGUCCUGGGUUACGUACUUGGCCUGCUGUCCUGUGUCAUCGCCUGUACCUCCAGGUUCCCUGCUCUCUGCAGAGCAUACAGAGGGCAGAUGUUGACCUGGGCCUACAUAUUCUCUGGACUGCUGUGCUCGCUGUCUGGUGCCCUCUACGCUGCUGCCAUACUCCUCUACGACACUCAGUUUGGCUUUCUCUUAAGAGUCAUGCCGUGGCUGCUGUCGGCAAUAUGCUGUGUCAUCAUGGACCUUCUUAUUCUUGUCGUCCACUGGUGGAGGAGAGGAGCCACGCAGAAGUUUACCAUUCUUUCUCCAGACAAAGAGAGCCUUUUAAUUGGCUCCCGCAUCCUCACUGAGGAUAACGCUGUCAUGAAGAGACAAGGAAAACGGCAAGCUUAUUCGUCAGCAGGGACAAAAACAAAAAAUAUCCAGAAGAUGACUGAGAUGGGUGGUUAUAUGGAUGUCACAGUUCAACCUGCGGGGAAAAUAUGCCUUAAGGAGGUGAUGUCCGAGGAGAUGGAGGACCGGUCUCUCAACCAGACGGUGCGAGUGAUCAGAGUCGACAGUUUCUGCUCCUCAGAUACAUCCUGUGACUCUUCACCAGUCAGCUCUGACCUGGAGGUGGGUUGGAGGCCUGUUUAGCC
This is a messenger RNA of Anarrhichthys ocellatus (wolf-eel), 1813 nucleotides long. RefSeq names its product transmembrane protein 44 (gene tmem44). The record is from RefSeq and is a predicted model, not a curated record. Gene Ontology annotation, cellular component: membrane. The transcript is spliced from 9 exons. NCBI's taxonomy places the organism in Eukaryota, Metazoa, Chordata, Actinopteri, Perciformes, Anarhichadidae. Gene Ontology annotation, molecular function: basic amino acid transmembrane transporter activity. Bases 552 to 1811 code for a protein of 419 amino acids.